Molecule: messenger RNA, 552 nt
Organism: Plutella xylostella (diamondback moth)
Lineage: Eukaryota; Metazoa; Arthropoda; Insecta; Lepidoptera; Plutellidae
Source: RefSeq, a predicted model, not a curated record
AUAUCGUCACAACAAGUCAAUAGCUUCACUAGUUCACCACACUUCCCUACUCCAUAACUACCUCCACCAUGUUGUUCCGUGCUCUACUCCUGAUCUCGCUGGCAGCGAUGGCGGCGCAGGCCUACGACCUGAGCGUGGGGAGCCGCGGCCGGGUGGCCUACUCCGAACACGUACAGCUCGCCUGGAUCCCGCUCACCGUGCGGGAGAAGACCGUCUCCUGGAGCAACCCCAACAACCAGCCCAUCAGGGGUGUGUUCGCCAUCGACCAGCAGCUGGGCUCGAAGGCGCGGCCGUCCAUCUCGGCGGGCGGGCUCGGCUUCCCCUACGUCACGCUGCGCCUCAAGGGCGAGCGCGGGGAGAAACUCGACUACAAAGUCGAAAUCCACGUCUAAUGACGACAUGCGUGUAACAGACUGAAAUUAUUGCGAAUUUGUAAAUGUAAAUAGGUAACUACUUAAGUAACUAAAUAAACAGCAGUGGGUUAAAAAGUAUUAUUUAAAUUAUUUUUACUAUUUAGUUAACUAGGCUAAAUAAAAUUGUUAUUUUAAUUGA